AUGGCUGCCGACACGACUCAGUGCCGAGUGGCUACUAUCAUUUACGGGGCAUUUGGUAUACCGUUAUUUUUUGCGUUUGUAAAGGAAGAGGGUAACCUUUUUCGAAAUGUGUUCAUAUCUAUCUAUAAUCGUAUUACUGAAUGGCGACGGAAGCACUGUAGAUGCCAUCAUAGAGGGACGGAGAACAACAAUGAAAACCUAUCCACGACUCCAGUCAGCAAGGAAAAUGGUACUGUCAAUAACAACAAUGUGCCACACAAGCCACUCUUGGAUGAAGAUGUUCAAACGAAGAAGGCUCGAUUUGCGCGUAAAUACAGCACUGCCUCUUUACUAGGUAGGUUUAAAUAAAA
Cylicostephanus goldi is the source of this 350-nucleotide messenger RNA. The record is from the annotation of a GenBank genome assembly. NCBI's taxonomy places the organism in Eukaryota, Metazoa, Nematoda, Chromadorea, Rhabditida, Strongylidae.